Molecule: messenger RNA, 3981 nt
Organism: Parathielavia appendiculata
Lineage: Eukaryota; Fungi; Ascomycota; Sordariomycetes; Sordariales; Chaetomiaceae
Exons: 1
Coding region: 257-3721 (1154 amino acids)
Source: RefSeq, a predicted model, not a curated record
CGUCAUGACACUCGUUCCUUGCUGAUUUUGAAUUCCUGUCACUCACUUGCGACUCCAUAUCGAAUAUUAUUGUUUUAUGAUUACUUCGACAGCCCGAAAGGACGAAUCGAACGGAUCACGCCCCGCGGGCAUCGCGUCAGGCGCUUUGCGACUCGAUGCUUCUUCGGCUAGAGUCGCGCCAGGGGCAUUUCGACGACGACUCGAACAUCUCACACGCUAGCCCUGAAGGUAUCCAACGCGUUAAAUAAUCUCAACGAUGCUGUCGCAUCUCCGAUUUCACCGAAGGGCGCCGUCGAACUCUGUCUCUCCUUUGGCCGAGCACGCCGCCGCCUGGGAUGCUGCUGCGCAACGCGAGCAUCCGCUGCCGCCUCGAGAGGUCUCACCGCGCCCCGACGCACGGCCACGUUCCCCAAGCUCCUCACAUCUGCCGCCGAAGUUACCCCCAAUCGCCCGAGUGGCGUCGACCGGCUCCGAGGAACUGUUUGUCCCGCGCGACGAUGCUCCUCCCGGCUCCCAAGAGGCACGCCAGCUGUCGGCCCGUCCCACUCCCGACGAGCAAAACAAACCAGGUUUCAUUGGCGGCGUGGCUCUGGAGAAGUACAGGAGAGCUGCCCAGGAACAGGUCCCCGACGCUGUGAAAGCCAUGACUGGCCCACCUCCUGACACUCAGCUCUCCAGGGCAAAACCUCCGCCGCCCCCAAUCAACACGGGACUUGCGGCGGGGUCAGCCGUGCCAGGAAACAAGCAGGCCAAAUCUUCGUGGUUCUCUACGCCUAGUGACUUUCAGGGAUCCGCAGUGUCUGGAAAAAGGCCAACAGCACCUCGGCAGGGAAACGACACGGCACCAGCUCCGGCAUCGGAGCCGCCAAAGGGGAAGAAAGGGCUGCCAUUUUUGAAAAACCCCGUAUCGUCGCUGCUGAUGAGGAGGAAGACUGCGCUUGCUGCAACAGACACCCAGCCUCUCGCUCCAAGCUACGACCCUCGAAUCAAGGGCACAAGGGUGCAUGACUUCAGUGCGCCAAGGCCAAGAAAGGCAGUAUUAAACGCCGACUCAGCAUCGGCGAGGGACCAAGAAGGAGCCUCUGCAGUUGCAGGCCUGGGAGAUCAAAGCGAGCCAACGACUUCCCACCUGGUCAGAGAGGGUUCCCUGUCGCUCUCCACUGAACAUUCCGGGCAUGCCAAGGACGGGGCAUCAUCGCGGUCUGCGGAUGACGCGGACCACACUCAAAGGGGACCGUCGACGAGCACACUUUUAGCUGGGCAGCCAGCACUCACGCCGAGUCACGAUGGCCACAGCCUUCACGCAUCAUCAUCUAUUGCCUCCAGAGACACCCAGGUCGCCCCCUUGCCGCCUGCCACCUCGGCCUCAGUAAGGACCACGGCAUCGCGCCAGCUGUCCGUAUCUGCGACAUCUGUGCGCGACUCUGUUGCAUCCGCUAUCCCGAGACACAUGAAGAGUACGUCUUCGAGGUUCAGUUUUGACAUGAUUGGCGCCGCCGAACAGGAAAAACUGUUGGAGGAGAGGCACCGUCAGCGGGAGCACGAGAAGAAGCUAUCCGAUGACCCGGCCGAUGGCGACGCCCGAUUCGACGACUUUGACGAGGAUUUUGACUACGAUGCAAUGAUGGAUGAUGAUGGGCUGGAAGAGCCGAUCCCGGGGGUCAAUGCCGACUACGACUACGAUUACGACUACGAAGACGACGAGGACCAGGAAGCUGCCAUGGACCCCGACAACGACCAGGAGAACUUUGCUGGGUUUGUGUUCCAGCGCUCAGAUCCCGCAUCGUCGCUCGUUAGCCCACACACGCCGGGGAUGGUCCCGACACCGCGAGAUGCAAGUGGUAAGGUCAUUGGGUUUGCUAUGACCAAAGACACGACGCCGGCCACUGAUUCGCCCUUAUCUCCUGCCCCCCUGAUGUUGCAUAAAAACGACCACUUAGCGCUUGACUAUAAUGUUGAAGAAACCACCCCUCAAGAAAGGCCAUGUCGAUCUAGCUUUCCGUCUGCAACUGAUGACACGCAAUCGCCUCCCCGCGCCGACACCGACGAUAUCUACUUCGAUGACGGUUUGGCGGAUGAGCUGGAUUUUGAGCACGACGGCACCGUAUUUGACGAGUCGAUAUUUGACAAUAACGACACAGAUCAGUACGGGAGGCCCAUCCCCGGUGCUUUUGCGCUGGCCAAGGAGGCCAUGCAGGCUGCCCAGCAACAGCAGCCUUCCAAGCGCGACUCCGACAUGACGUCUAGUGCGUCGCGGCAGUCGGGGCAGUCAUGUGCGGUUCAGUCAACGGCUCAUACGUCCAUCACUGUAGGCCAGCACCCAUCCGGUCUUCGAGCCGAUGGUUCCUUGAAACCACCAGCCGAAUCUCUCGUCGGGGUCGGUCAAGACCUGGCCUACCAAGCCGCGCUGGCCGAGGCCGCACAGAAAGCAGCGGCAUCAGGCAAGUUCCGGCGGAGCUCGUCGCCGGAAGUUCUCGCCGGACUUGCCGACCCGCCUCCCGACAACACCGACCUCCAAGACCCCGACACCAACGAACACCUCGACGAUUAUGACAACGAUGGCUUCACGAAGGACUUUGACGACUUUGAUUUUGACGACGAAGCCAUCAUCGCCGAAGCCAACGCCAGCGCCUUGGCAAACGACUGUGACGGUUUCUACGGCCAGGAAUUCGGCUUCUACUCGGCCCCCGUCCCCCACCACCACCCCCAUCCCAUCCAAUCCUUCGCGUCCUCCCCAGGCGGCGGCGUCCUCACAUCCGAAAACCUCUUCCAGUACGCAAACGGCGGCUACUUCGGUCCCGCCUCCGCCGCGGGCCUGCUCAACCGCAGCAUGUCGGGCCGCGCGGCCGUGCGGGAACCGAAUCUCACACCCAUCACGGAGAGAUCCGAGUACUCGAACCGCAAUUCUGUCAUGUCGUUUACGCUGCCACCCGCGAUUGGGGGUAGCGACACGGGCGGGCGGAACUCGUCGCUUUCCAUGGCCGCGGCGUCGGCAUCGCCUGGCCUGGCGCAGCUGGCGCUGUUGCCGCAUGAUUCGGACGAGUGGGAGAGUAUGAGCCUGGCUGGGCUGAUGAAGUUGAGGAGUAAGGCUUGGGGUGGGUCGCAGGGGAGCUUGGUUACUUCUACCGCCGGCGGCGGCGGUGGUGCUGGUGGGGGUGCGGGAGGAUUCAGUUCGAGAGAGGGGAGUCCCCGGUCGGAGAGAGCUGUGCCGGUCGCCGGGAUGGAUGGAGCUGGGGCUGGGUCGCCUUAUGGCGCUGUCGGUGUGCCGGCGCACUUGGGGCAUGCGAGGGUGGGUUCGGGGUUGUCGCUGUGGAGCUUCUCGGAGGAGGCUGGUGAGGAUUGGGGAGGUUAUGGUGGUGGUGGUGGUGGUGAGAGGGGGAGUGCGAGCCCGGUGGCGGGGCUUGCGAGCGGCGGGUUGGCCAUGUCGACGGUGCUACCGCCUCGCCCGGGGAGUGCGGGCGCGGUGGUGAACGGUGCUGGUGGGACGAGUGUGCAUGGCAAUGGGGUGGUUGUCUCGCCGCUCCCACAGCGGCCGCAAUCGCUCUUCAUCCCGCCGCAGGCGCCGCUGCCGGCUCCAUCGCCGGGGAGUGGGCAGGUGGGCGGCAGCGUAUGCUCGCCUGUGCUGGAGGGGGAGGAGCAUGAGGACGAGGCUGCUGAUGGGUUCAGGUUGGCGCCUGCACUGCCGGUAAUGCCGAGCGGUUCUGCUGAGGUGCGGGGAUGAGUGUGAUGGUCUGCUCACGGAUUGAGCAGCGGGAGGAAGGGAGGAUAUCCGACGUGGGGUUUCUUACUUUAUAACGCGGACAGACGGGAAGAAGGCGUAUAUGCAUAGGUUGGCCUAACUGGUAUGGAGUUGAAGGGGUAGCACAAUGCAUCGGCUGUCUUGUAUAUAUUUGGCGGGCUACGCAGGGCUAGCGGUGCAUGGUACCCGGUUGGUUAGAAUGUGGCUUAUGGUAUAUAGGAUUGGAUACGAAGUAUUCAGGG